This is a messenger RNA of Loa loa (African eye worm), 1062 nucleotides long. RefSeq lists its product as hypothetical. The coding region runs from base 141 to 896 and encodes 251 amino acids. The record is from RefSeq and is a predicted model, not a curated record. NCBI's taxonomy places the organism in Eukaryota, Metazoa, Nematoda, Chromadorea, Rhabditida, Onchocercidae. The transcript is spliced from 6 exons.
UUCCGUAAUUGGUGGCAGGAUUGUUUCAAAUACUGCUUUGAGGACGGAAGUUGUUCUCAGUAGCGAGACGGAUGAUAUUAUUUGAUAGAUCUCACUAACUUCUUGGAGUUGCAAACUUUUUACGUGAGCAAACUUUCACGAUGAGCACGUCAAACCCAGUCGAUUUGUGGAAACACUCUUUGUUGAAUAGUAAAGUACCGUCUGCGGGAUCUGACGUCAGUACAACGUCAUUAUUUCUUACUUCGCCUGUAAUUUCAUCGUUUUCGGGUGAUGCAAAUUAUUUGCGAAAAAUUUUCAAAGCAUGGCCAAUUGAUAUGGAAAAAAAGGCUGUGUUUUGGCCAGCACAUGCCACAUUCAUAGCUUGCGGUACCGCUGGUAUUGUAAUCGGGAUUCGUGUCAAUUCCCAUACUUUCCUUGGGAAUGCAAAUUAUUCAUACGCUGAAAGUUUGCGGAAAUGUCCAAAAUUAACUUGGUUGAUUGCUCUCUACAGCUCUGCCCUUUUUUAUUUUGGCGUUAAUGAAAAUACUGUUUCUAGAUAUUUGUACAGUCACGGUGAUCUUUGCAACACGUGUUUAGUUCUGGGCAAUAUACUAACUGCAUUGUUAAGUGGAAUCUGUUUUCCAAUGCUUUCCUCACCCUAUUUGACAGCAGCUGCAGCUAUACUUCAAGGAGAUGAUAACGCAAUACCAAAACUAAGGAAAACUAACACUUGGCUCAGUUAUAUAUUUCGGUGGAAAGUUGGUGUUAAUGCCUGUCGGAGAAUUCUGUUACCAAUGACUCUUGGAUUGAGCGCUGUUUCAGGUGCUUCCAUGUAUAUUCGCCUCUGGGGCAGACAGAGGAUUAUGGAUACACUUUCUGUGGAGCCAGAAUUUGUUGCGGAAGUGGAUGAAGGUUAAUAUUCAACGGUUAUAUAUUAGUCAAAUGCUUGAAAUUUAGGGUUUAACUUUGAGAUUUUAUUGUCAAUUCAGAUAUAAGAUUUUCAAACAUUUCAUCUACAGAUUUCACGGCGAGAUAUCAGUAUAUGAUUUAAAUUCGUCUGGUCUGUUUCAUAAAUGAACAGCU